AGGAGAAGAGAAGCGAGGAGAGGAGAAGGAGAGGAGAGGAGUCCGGGGCCUGAGGCUGAGGAAAUCCGCCGUCGCCGCCGUCGCCGCAGUGUGGAGCCGUCAAUGCCAUGUGAUGUGGCGCUUCGUCGAGGCAGCCUUCCAAACAAGCCCCCGGGACAGGGUCUGGGACAUACAGUGGCAGCAUUUCAGCUGACAUAGAGACCGGAACCAAAGGGGGCUGCACAGGUGGGGACGUAGAGUGGUGAGGCAGAGGGACAAAUGGAGAGAACGGAGCGGAGGUACCUCAACGCGGAGAGCGAGGAUGAGAUGGUGGUGUGGGGUUACCGGCCCUGCUGGUGGAGAAUGGGUCUGGUGGGCCUGGGGACCCUGUGCAGCGGUGGACUCCUCCUCCUCUUCCUCUACUGGGUGCCACGGUGGAGCAUCAAAUGUACAUGUCGCCUGGUCUCGCUCAGAGAGGCUUCCGUGCUGCUGCUCCAGACCACCGACGAGUUCCGCACUUGUUACCGUGUCCGCGUGCGCAGCAUGGCAGCCCCGGGACAUGACCCCCUGGCCGCUCCGCACCCUGGUGACUGGAAGGAGCCCGCCUGCAGCCCGCCCACCCCCGUCAUCCAGAGAGCCGAGUACGAGAAGGAUCUCUUGACCAAGGCUCCGGAUCCUGGCGAAGUUCAGAUCCGUUACGUCGACCACCAGGAGGUGCGGUACGUGUGGAGCCCGCAGCGGCAGGAGUUCCGCCGGCUGACGGCACUGGACCAAGGCGUGCCCUGCUCCGACAUCCACGGGCGGCACGCGGCCGGGCUGCCCGCUCGCCACCAGGAGCAGCGGAAGCUUUUCUACGGAGAGAACCAGAUUGAUGUGAAAGUGCCUUCCAUCCCCCACCUCCUGGUGAAAGAGGUGCUGAACCCAUUCCACGUUUUCCAAACCUUCAGCGUGAUUCUGUGGUCCUGCAACGAAUAUUACCAGUACGCAACGGCCAUCGUCAUCAUGUCUCUCCUCUCCAUCUGCAUCUCCCUCUACUUCAUCAGAAAGCAAUACACACUGUUACACGACAUGGUGGCAGCGCACAACGUAGUACGAGUGAAAGUCUACCGCGGCAACGGUGUGAGUGAGGAAAUGUUCUCCACCGACCUGGUGCCGGGUGACGUGGUUCUCAUCCCGAUCGGUGGCAUGCUGAUGCCCUGCGAUGCCGUGCUGGUCACUGGGACCUGCGUGGUUAAUGAGAGCCUGCUGACCGGGGAGAGCGUGCCGGUGAUGAAGACCAGCUUGCCGGAGCCGGGCCGGGGAGUGGGGGCAGCACCAGAGGAGGUCUACAGCGUGGAGGCGCACAAGAGGCACACCCUGUUCUGUGGCACCGCCGUGGUGCAGACACGCUUCUACAGCAGCGAGCCCGUCAAGGCCGUGGUCGUUCGCACAGGUUUCUAUACCUCAAAAGGGCAGCUGGUCUGCUCCAUCCUCUUCCCAAAGGCAGCCGACUUCAAACUGUACCGCGACGCCUACCGCUUCCUGCUUGGCCUGGUGGCCGUGGCUGCUGUCGGCAUGGUUUACAGCAUCGUCCACAGCUGCCAGAUGGGGGAGGACGUGGGCACCAUCAUCGUGAAGACGCUGGACAUCAUCACCAUCACGGUGCCCCCGGCUCUGCCGGCAGCCAUGACCGCCGGCAUCAUCUACGCCCAGCAGCGGCUGCGCAAACAGCGCAUCUACUCCAUCAACCCCCAGCGCAUCAACAUGUGUGGCCAGCUCAACCUCGUCUGCUUCGACAAGACAGGAACGUUGACCGAGGACGGUCUGGAUGUCUCGGGCUUCCUCCGGGUCCAUGAGGGCAGGUUCCUCUCCCUGGAGCGCGACGUGUCCACCCCGAGUCUGGUCCGGUCCAGCUUCAUCGCGGCCAUGGCCACCUGCCACUCGCUGACCAACAUCGACGGGAAGCUUUCCGGGGACCCCCUGGACUGCAAGAUGUUCGAGGCCACUGGCUGGGUCCUGGAGGAGCCCACAGCCGAGGAGACAGCCCUGCACGACCAGAUCAUGCCCACGGUGGUGCGCCCCGCUGCCUCCGCUGCCUCCGCCACCCCGAGCUGCGGCGAUGCUGACAUGGAGCUCCAGGAGCUGAUGAACUCCUACGAGAUCGGAAUCGUCAGCCAGUUCCCCUUCUCCUCGGCUCUGCAGCGUAUGAGUGUGGUGACCAGCAACCUGGGCCAGCGGCGACUAGUCGCCUUCAUGAAGGGGGCGCCCGAGACGGUGGCCGGGCUCUGUAAGAAGGAGACGGUGCCCGAUGAUUUCUCGCCGGUCCUGGAGAAGUUCACCAGGCAGGGGCUGCGGGUGAUAGCCCUGGCUCGCCGCAAGCUGGAAGCAAAGAUCACCUGGCACAAGGUGCAGACCAUCAACAGAUCUGUGAUCGAAGCCAACAUGGAGUUCCUGGGCCUGAUCAUGAUGCAGAACAAGCUGAAGCCUCGCUCCAUCCCCGUCAUCCGCGAGCUUCAGAGCGCCCACAUCGCACGGUUGAAUGGCGGUGCUAGCUGGAAGGGCCGCAUGGCCUUCUCCUGCACCUCUUUUUCUAUGCUUCCAUCGCUUGUGAAUUUGUGUUUGCCAGGAGACAACAUGCUGACGGCCCUCUCUGUGGCUCGCGAGUGUGGGAUGAUCCCCCCGCACGGCAAGGUGGUCAUCACGGAGGCCGUGCCCCCCAGGGACGGGCAGGUGGCCACCAUCAGCUGGCAGUACGCUGACGACACAGCGGGCUGGGUGGCAACGCAUGACACUAAGGACAUCCAAAUCAAAGUGGAGGACGACACCUCGAAAGACGGGCUCUUGGACACCUGCUACCACUUUGCCAUGAGCGGCAAGACCUUCCAUGUGAUCACAGAGCACUUCCCCGACCUGCUUCCCAAGCUUCUCCUGUGCGGCACAGUCUACGCCCGCAUGGCCCCUGAUCAGAAGACCCAGCUGGUAGAGGAGUUCCAGAAAGUGGAGCAGUACCAAUCCUUCACACUCACCCGAGGAUUCUCCCCUGCUGUUUGUGGUUAUUUCAGCGUUCAACGUAAUCCUAAACCCCUCGUGAACACUCCUCCCGAUUGUAAUGGCCCUGCGGCGAGCUCAUGCCGGCAUCUCCCUGUCGGAGCUGGAGGCCUCUGUGGCGUCGCCCUUCACAUCGAAGACGCCGGACAUCUCGUGCGUGCCCGUCCUCAUCAGCCCCGGGCAACGGACUUGCGGCGCAGUUUGUCAUCGCCGUUUGUUUUCCAGAUCGAGGGCAACCUGGGCGACAGUCAGUUCCUCUUCAUCGACCUGGCGAUCAUCAUGAGCGUCAUGUUCACGAUGAGCUUGAACCCAUCCUGGAAGGAACUCGUCCCACGCCGACCACUGACUAGCCUGAUCUCCGUGCCCGUACUGCUGUCCAUGAUACUACAGACCCUCCUCACGCUUGCCUUUCAACUCACCGCCUUCCUGCUGGUCAAGGAGCAGCCCUGGUACGAGUCUGGAACCCCCACCGCCAAUGUGUGUCGUGUGAACUGGACUGGUGAGCUGCCUGACGCGGGCUUCGCCACUCACAACGUCACGGGGGAGGACGAGGAGGAAGACUACAUCACCAACUACGAGAACACCACCAUCUUCUUCGUCUCCUGUUGCCAGUAUCUGGCAGUUGCUUUCGCCUUCUCCAAGGGGAAGCCUUUUCGGCAGCCCGUCUACAGAAACUACUUCUUCAUGAGUUGCAUUCUCUUCUUUUACGGCUUCUUUGGCCUGAUUAUGAUGUACCCGACCGACGUCGUCGAUGAUUUCUUCGAGCUGGUCUGUGUCCCCUUCGACUGGCGGAUGAAGAUGCUGCUCUUAAUCGUGGCCAACCUCAUACUUUCCAUUCUCGUCGAGAAUUUCAUCUGCGACUACGACGGCUGGUGGCUGCGAUUCCCCUGCACUCCGAGUCCCAGAGAGGGUCCAGUGUCCGACAUGGCCACGCAGGUGGACGUGGACUCUGCUGGACGUCCCGGAGCGGGGGGAGAGUGGGGCGGGCCGGCCAAGCCCCCCAAGGACCAGUACAAGCUGCUGGCCCGAGAACUGCCGCUCGACCCCGACUGGCCCCUACCGCCGUGGACCGGACGGCGCAGCUGAGACACCAACGACGCCUGCCUCUCCUGACCAGGCCCAUAGACCCUGCCAGGCCAGUCCUGCCCAGUGUGAUAGUCCCUGACCACCUUGACCAGUGUGAUAGUCCCUGCCCCAACCCAGACCACCUUGACCGUCACAGACCACCUUGCCCUGUGUGAUAGUUCCUACCCCCUAAACGAAGGUGGGGGGGGGGGGGGAGUGAGGUUGGGCGGAUAGUGGACAAAGCUCGGACCCCCAGCCCCUCCCUGGCAGGUACCGGCCUCUCCUCCCAGGCACAUUCUCUGAGCACAUGACACCAGGCACGAGGGAGGGUCACACAGCCCCCAUCCCCCAUUCUUUUAACAAGGUUUUAAAGAGUACAAAGCAAUCUUUUGACCACCUUCCAUCCACGUGGAAUAGACGUUUAAAGAAAAAAAAAUAAUCAAAGCACACACGACUCUUCCCGGGGGGGAGGGGCGGAAAGGCAGCUUCCUUUCGUCAGGGUCAGGGGUUGCGACCCCCGUCAGGAGCUCUGACCCCCAUCCUCGGACUCAA
Leucoraja erinaceus (little skate) is the source of this 4623-nucleotide messenger RNA. RefSeq names its product polyamine-transporting ATPase 13A3-like. Gene Ontology annotation, molecular function: nucleotide binding; P-type transmembrane transporter activity; polyamine transmembrane transporter activity. Gene Ontology annotation, biological process: polyamine transmembrane transport; intracellular calcium ion homeostasis. The transcript is spliced from 32 exons. Bases 259 to 4092 code for a protein of 1277 amino acids. The record is from RefSeq and is a predicted model, not a curated record. NCBI's taxonomy places the organism in Eukaryota, Metazoa, Chordata, Chondrichthyes, Rajiformes, Rajidae. Gene Ontology annotation, cellular component: late endosome membrane.